Lynx canadensis (Canada lynx) is the source of this 1734-nucleotide messenger RNA. It is a transcript of the gene TSKS, whose product is annotated as testis specific serine kinase substrate. Gene Ontology annotation, molecular function: protein kinase binding. Bases 1 to 1734 code for a protein of 577 amino acids. The record is from RefSeq and is a predicted model, not a curated record. Lineage: Eukaryota; Metazoa; Chordata; Mammalia; Carnivora; Felidae. The transcript is spliced from 11 exons. Gene Ontology annotation, cellular component: centriole.
AUGGCGAGCGUGGUGGUCAAGACAAUCUGGCAAUCCAAAGAGAUCCAUGAGGCCGGGGACCCCCCAGCGGGGGUCGAGAGCCACUCCGAGCUGGUCCCCGAGGCUCCUGAGGGGGUGAGCACCCCGGCCAAGGGGAUCACGAAGAAAAAGAAGGCCGUGUCGUUCCACGGGGUGGAGCCUCGGAUGUCCCACAAGCCAAUGCACUGGUGCCUGAACCUCAAGAGGUCCUCCGCCUGCACCAAUGUGUCCCUGCUCAACCUGGCCGCGAUGGAGCCCACUGACUCCUCAGGGACAGACUCAACCACAGAGGACAGUGGCCCGCUUGCACUGCCGGUGCCCCCUGCCUCCCCCACUCUACCCUGGGCUUCGGAUGACCCAGACAUCUCGGAAAUACUGAGUGGGGUCAACAGUGGAUUGGUCCGUGCCAAAGACUCCAUCACCAGCUUGAAGGAAAAGACCACCAGGGUUAACCAGCACGUGCAGACGCUGCAGAGUGAGUGUUCUGUGCUGAGCGAGAAUCUAGAGAGAAGGCGGCAAGAGGCGGAGGAACUAGAAGGCUACUGCAGUCAACUCAAGGAGAACUGCCUGAAGGUGACCCAGUCGGUAGAAGACGCUGAAAUAAAAACCAACGUCCUGAAGCAGAACUCUGCCCUGCUGGAGGAGAAGCUGCGUUAUCUCCAGCAGCAGCUGCAGAACGAGACACCGCGGAGGCAGGAGGCCGAGCUGCAGGAGCUGGAGCAGAAGCUGGAGGCUGGCCUCUCUCCGCAGGGCCUGGGCCCCCCCGCCCAGCCCCCUGGCUCCUCUGGCCCUCCGGGGAGCCCCAACGAACCUCCGCGACCGCGCAGCAUGGCCUCAGGCGGUUGGGGAAUGCGGCCGCGGGCGGGGGAGGGCCCCGUCGUGAGCGAGCAGGAGUUGCAGAAGGUCUCUGCCGGCCUUGAGGAGCUGAGGAGGGAGGUGUCCUCGCUGACUGCCCGGUGGCAUCAGGAGGAGGGGGCGGUACAGGAGGCCCUGCGGCUGCUCGGGGGCCUGGGCGGCAGGCUCGACGGCUUCCUGGGCCAGUGGGAGCGGGCGCAGCGUGAGCAGGCGCAGACCGCGCGGGGCCUACAGGAGCUGCGAGGCCGGGCGGAUGAGCUGUGCACCUUGGUGGAGCGAUCUGCAGUGUCUGUGGCUUCACUGAGGAGCGAACUGGAGGGGCUGGGCCCAAUGAAACCUAUUCUGGAGGAGCUGGGGCGGCAAUUUCGGAGCUCUCGAAGAGGGUCUGACCUCUCCAUGACCCUGGAUCGGCCGCCCCAAGGCUCCUGUGCCCGCUGUGCCAGCCAGGGGCAGCAGCUGUCCACCGAGUCCCUGCAGCAGCUACUGGAGCGAGCACUGACCCCCCUAGUGGACGAGGUGAAGCAGAGGGGCCUGGCUCCCGCCUGCCCCAGCUGCCAGCGGCUACACAAGAAGAUUCUGGAGCUGGAGCGCCAGGCCUUGGCCAAACACAUCAGGGCAGAGGCCCUAAGCUCCACCCUUCGGCUGGCCCAAGACGAAGCCUUGCGGGCCAAGAACCUGCUGCUGACCGACAAGAUGAAGCCGGAGGAGAAGGUGGCCACUCUGGACUAUGUACACCUGAAGAUGUGCUCCCUCCACGAUCAACUCAGCAACCUGCCACUUGAGGGGUCCACAGGGACGAUGGGGGGAGGAAGCGGUGGGGGAGCUCCCCCAAAACGUGGGGGCCCAGCCCCUGAACAAUAA